Messenger RNA from Ixodes scapularis (black-legged tick), 1653 nucleotides. RefSeq names its product venom metalloproteinase antarease-like TtrivMP_A. The transcript has 14 exons. NCBI's taxonomy places the organism in Eukaryota, Metazoa, Arthropoda, Arachnida, Ixodida, Ixodidae. Gene Ontology annotation, molecular function: metalloendopeptidase activity. The record is from RefSeq and is a predicted model, not a curated record. The coding region runs from base 1 to 1653 and encodes 550 amino acids. Gene Ontology annotation, biological process: proteolysis.
AUGAAGGCAUAUUCUUGCGAAGCCUUUCAUUGCCUUUUCGAACGUAGCAUUGCAGGUAGUGUUGCUCGCCAGAAUCAAAGAACGACAGAAACUCUUUGUGUAGGGCUCAACGCCCCUAAAGUUCUCGUCUUUAUUGCACUGACAUUCGGAGAGCUUGCGAACGCCGUCAAUGGAGCCCGGAUCGUGUAUCCCGUGGUCAUCGAGGAAAGGUCGCUGGACGACGAGACAAUAGUCCGCGUCGACGAGCAUUUUACCCUGCAUCUCUCGAAAAGUUCAGUCAUUGGCGAUGAACUUCACGUGUCUUUGAAUCGAAACGGGAAAAGGAUCGAGCAAAGGCUACCCGGGAGACUACUUUCGGAGCGGUUGUACCAUGACCGUAGGCACUUUGCCGCGAUAUCCUUGGAGCAAUCUGACGGAUUUUAUAAAAUGAGUGGACUGCUGAACGCAACGCACUCUAUCGAGCCACUGGUUGCGAUGGCUCGGUCGCAGGGCGGCUCAAUGCCUCACGCCGUACGUGCCAUUCAAAAGCCAAACAUCGCCUCAAGGUCCAAUGACAUCCCAAACUAUAAAGACGACCCCGAGUGGUUCGAAAAGCUGGAGAUGGCUAGAGGCUGGAGAUUCAAGCAUGGCCACUGGCCCACGGACAAAUUCUCGAAUGUGACUAUGAAGGCUAUAAUUGUGGCCGAGGCUAAACUGCUAAAAAAAAUAUACGCCAGCCCAGUCAGGGAAGAUCCAGUGUUGUACCUAAUCCUGUAUGGGGAAUCUGUUGCCCUGCGACUUCAGGCGCUGGAGUACCCGGGGAUUAACAUGAUGCUGCUCGGCGUCUACAGCGCACCAAAAUUUAUCGACAGACUUAUACAACAGCAGCGACCGCCAAAGAUGCCUGCAAUGGAAGCCAGCCUUCUGAUGUCGACGGAGGGGGUAAUAAAGCGUGUGAAACAACAUGCCGCUGCUGACGUGGUCCUCUUUCUCACCCAGUUCAAUAUAAUGGGAUCAGGCACUCGCAAGAGUCAAGGCGACGUUUAUGGGUAUGCUGUUCGAGGAGGCGUGUGCUCGAGAAAUAAGUAUGGCUUUGUUAAGGAGAACGGCAACUACGAAGGAGUAGAGAUGGCAGCCGUAAUCACCGCAAGACUGUUAGGUGCGGAGUAUGACGGAAAAGCUGAAGCUUCUGGAUGUCCCGAAGACGGCGGGUAUUUUAUGGGAACCGGAGAAAUUUACACGCCCUACGCAUUUUCCAAUUGUUCAAGAAAGUUGAUCAAGGAAACUCUGCAAAAACGCAUGGACUCCACUUGCCUCAACCGUAAAAACAAGUGGUCACCGGUCCACGGAAACAGAACAUACAUGGGUGAAGCCUUGUCGCCGAAUGAAUUCUGCUCAUCACGCAACAAGAGUUUGAGUUAUUGUCAUCCGGAGUAUAACCUCCUGCCCUCUACCUGCACGGUGGACUGCUGCGAGUGGAACGGGCAUACAAAAAGGAAAAUUUGGACCUAUUUCGGUCUGGACGGAAUGGCCUGCCGUUCUUUCUUCGAAACGUAUAAUACUGUUGGCGUGAGUUACAACGCUUUUACAUCCAAACUCAUCAUUUUAUGUGCCGAUUUUUACAAUCCACCCGCUUGGAGUGGAAAACUGGCGUGCGGGGAAGGAAAGCAGUGA